GCAGCCAUAGACAAUCAACAAAUGAAAAUGUCCGUCGUAAAAGAUGUUCUAAUUUUAUUUGUGAAUGUGUAACAAUCCUAGCUUGCAAUGUGAAUUAUUUCGUAGUGUUUAAAGUCUUAAAUAAAAGUGCAUAUUAAUCUAUAAUAAUGAUUGUUCAAGAGCCUAUACAGGUGAUCGUUUGGGAUUGUCUCAAUAAUUAUGAAUACGACAAUGCUAUAUUCUUGGCAGAGAGAUUACACGCCGAAGUUUCAUCAGAGGAAACAGCAUUUUUGCUGGGAACAUGCUAUUAUAGAACUGGACGGGUGAAUGAGGCGCAUCAUUUACUUCAAAAUUGGCCACUAUCAUUACCACAGGCUCGAUUUUUAUUAGCAAAAUGUUCAAUAGAACUAAAAUUAUACAAGGAUGCAGAAAGUACUUUAGGCUCAAAUCUAGAUAUAGUGGCCUCAGAGUUUGGGGAUCAGGCUCCUUUUGCUCUACAGCUUCUUGCCAAAAUCUACAACAUUACCGAAAGGAGAAGUAAAGCAGCAGAGGCUCAUCGGAAAGCAUUGUCAUUAAAUCCAUUCAUGUGGAAAUCAUUCGCACAACUUUGCAACAUGGGCGAAAAAAUUGAUCCACACCAAGUAUUUCAAAUGAACAACACAGAGUUUUCGUUUGGUGUGACGACCCUAAUGAAUCUAGUCAGCAAUUCUGAGAAUAUUUCAGUUGUUAACACCAACAUUCCUAACAAUAAUACUAGUUUAAAUACUAACGUCACACCUAACAAUGUGUCCGCUCGGACUCCUAUGACUAUGUCUACAAGCAUUACUCCUGAAACUCAAGCACCCAUGAAAAGGAUGCAUAGCAUCUUUAGCGGUAUGGCGCCGAUACCUUUCUCUCCGUCUUUCGGCAUGUUACCAAUGGAAGAAUCUCCUGUUCUGUACACACCAACACUCACUGACUCUAAUGAGCAAAAGGCUAUACCCAAGAUAGUGAAUUCACUUCGAGCCCAGAUGUCGGCAGUAUUCAGUCCAGCGCCCAGAUGUUUAGGUCCAGCGCCUCGUCGGUCGUCCAGGUUAUUUAGUAAUAACAAUAGUAGCUACUCGGUCAAAGAAAAUAAUAAAUCGCCAAGCAGAAAAUUCGUAGCGCCCAAAAGCCCAUCUAGGAAAAAUAAGCAACGUGUCGCCAAAAAUAUUAAGACAAAUACGGUCGAAACCAAUGAGAGGAAUAAAAAUGUAGAAACGGUGACACCCACCAUGACGCCAAAGAAUUCAAAUGGUGUGGCGUUGUUAAAUUUGUUGAAAGAAUUAGGUAAAGCUUAUAAGGCUCUUUCGUUUUUGGAGUGUAAAACUGCUAUCAAAUUGUUUCAAGAAGCUCCGCCUAAACAAUUAGCUUCUCCUUGGGUGCAGACAAUGAUAGCACGUGCCCAUUAUGAAUUAGCGCAGUAUGAAGCUGCUGCCAAAAUUUUCGCCGAGAUUAGAAAACAAUAUCCGACUCGGUCGGAGGGCAUGGAUAUCUAUAGUACGUGUCUCUGGCAUUUACAACGUGAGGCACAACUGUCAGCAUUAGCUCAAGAUCUAGUAGAAUUAAAUAGAACCGACCCGAUUGCGUGGCUAGCGGCCGGCAACUGCUUUUCACUUCACAAAGAACGUGAAACUGCGCUCAAAUUCUUCAAACGCGCUGUACAGAUCGACCCCGACAUAGCAUACGCCCACGCGUUAUUGGGUCACGAGUAUGCAGUGGCGGAGGAGAGCGAUAAAGCGCUGGCCAGCUUCAGGACCGCUGUGAGCAUUGAUCCUCGUAAUUACGUGGCUUGGUUCGGCAUAGCUACAGUUUAUGCGAGACAGGAGCGUUGGAAAGCGUCGGAAGUUCACAUUCGGCGUGCUCUCACUAUUCACCCUCACUCGGGCGUGUUGAGAUGCCAACUCGGCCUCGCCCAGGCAGCAUUGGGCAAGAUGGACCGCGCACUCGCUACACUAGAACGCGCCGUGGCGUUGGAUACCGAGAAUCCGCUGUGUCGGUUUCACAGAGCUUCGGUCCUCUUGCGGGCUGGAAGGCCACAAGAUGCACUUGCUGAUCUCCAUCACUUGAAAGAUAUUGCUCCAAGGGAAUCGCUGGUUUAUUAUCUACUGGGGAAAGUUCAUAAUAAGUUAGGCAAUUCCCAUUUAGCAUUGAUGCAUUUCAGCUGGGCUACAGACCUAGAUCCCAAAGGUACCGGUGGCCAUAUAAAAGAUGGUUUUGACCCCUCCAAGCAGGAUGAUCCUCCAGAGCGAUCGACAUAAAUUGUAUGACAUAUGUAAAAGAUUGAAUAUUGUGUUGGACUGCGCGAUGGCACAGCAGUCAUUGACUUAUUAUUGUAAAUAUCGCGCGCACCCGCCGGGCUCCCAAUCGACACCAAAUUCCCUUCCAAAUGAUAGCUUUACGGAGUUUGAUGGGUGUUGUGAUGGCAUUUAGUCGCUGUAGAAAUAAGGGCGCUGUGGAAAUGUUUAUAUAGGGUAAGAAGUGGAUUUUCCUAGACACUAAUUAUUUUAAAGAAAUAAUAUUUAUAAAUAAAACAACCUUUGUGUAGCAAGGGACUAAUGUCUAUUAUACUUGUUAGGUUAGUUUUACCAAUUUAUUUAAUCGACGUAAUCUGGCAGUAGCCUUAUUUCUUUUUUACGUUAUUAUGUAAAUAUAUGGCUACACGGCUACACGCCAACAGACAAAAAUGAUAAUCGCAUUUAAAUAAUCAUAUGAGAUUCGAAUAGGAAUUAGGGGUUUCUUUUUAUUAAAAAUAAAGAAAAGAACAUUUUAUCAUUCGAAACCUAUUUAUGCAAAUGUCUAGCAGAAAAAUCGGUGUAAAAUUAUGUAUUAUUUGAAAUUUUAUUAGUUGGUUUGAGUCGUAAAGUUACUUCUAUUUUGUUAACCUUCUCUUUUGUAUAUUUUUGUUUUCUCAGAUGUGUAAACAUUUUAGCAUACGCUUAUAAAUAUUAUUUCUUUAAAAUAAUUUGAUUACUAGGGUUUCCUAGUUAUUAUAUAUUAUAUAUAUCUUGUAUAGCUAAUAACUCUAGAAUGGUAAUUAGGAUUUUUAAAGAGUUGAUGCCUACCAAGAUCUACGAGACGCAGGGCCUUGAUCUCAAUGGAAAGUUCUUUAAUCAAUUAUUCAAUAUAAAAAUCAUUGACUUUGAAAAUAAAUAGUAUAAAUGCCAUAGUUACGUGAUAUCGGACUUACUGUUAGUUAUUGAUGUUCCCUUUGUUUCCGUACACUUUUUUUUGUAUAAAUCAAUUUCUUAUUGUAAAACCGUCGAGUAUUGGUUUGAUCACAUCUGACUCGCAUUAUCGUCCGUCAUAUUUUCUUUCUUAUUCGCUCUAGUUAAUGAUCGUUCUGAGCAAAAGAAAAGGAAAGCAGCAAAUGGAAAUAAUGAACAGCUUCUACCAGAUGUGGUCAAACCGUAAAGGAUUUCGAUCGCCGGCGGUCUCCCGCCGGCUGUUUCUCUUGUCAAUCAUGUUAGAAUAUAAAAUAAAAGAUAUUACCCAAACUUUGAAAUAAAUAAUGCAUGUAGACAUUUUAAUUCGAUAAUGACGAAAAUAUACCUUUGAGCUUUGAAUGUUAGACGUGCCCGAAUUAUAUGAAUCUUCAUCAACUGUUGAAUAAUAAUCAUGAAAUUGCAAUGUAUUAUCCGGUCUUAGUUUGUAGUGGACAAAUUCGUUUUGUAUGUACAUAACAAUAGCACAGUUUUGUCAUUUCACAUCACCAAUGAAAACUUACUAGCUCUGUGGACAGACUUAUUAGACCACCUAUAACAUGUAUGAAUUUAUUGAAUAAAAAACAGAUGUAAUAUUAA
Messenger RNA from Amyelois transitella, 3800 nucleotides. RefSeq names its product cell division cycle protein 27 homolog (gene Cdc27). Gene Ontology annotation, molecular function: protein binding. The record is from RefSeq and is a predicted model, not a curated record. NCBI's taxonomy places the organism in Eukaryota, Metazoa, Arthropoda, Insecta, Lepidoptera, Pyralidae. Gene Ontology annotation, biological process: cell division. The transcript has 4 exons. Bases 147 to 2258 code for a protein of 703 amino acids.